AUGCCUUUUAAAAAAAUUUGGAUUUUGGAGAUAUUUUUUUUUAAUAGAAUAGGAAAAUCUUUGCGUGAUGCAUUUAUUGAAAAGAAUUAUGAAGAAAAAUUAAUUGAAACUUUUUUUUUCUUUCUUGAUUUUUUUUUACACAGUUCAUUUAUUGUUAUUUCAUUAUAUACAUUGUUUGUUGUUGAGUGCGAUAUGCUUUUUCUUGCAGAAUUAAUUCCUCCAUUAUUCGGUGUGUCAAUAAUAGUAGUCAAGAGCGCAGCAUUGUGGCUUCAUAGACGCGAUUUAUUCACAGUUUUACGCGAUUUUUAUACACUAUGGAACUACAAUAAAACAAAAACAGACUUACUCAAUAAAAUUAAUAAGCUACUAGUAACUUCUAAAAAAUUUCGUUAUUAUUAUAUGUCCACAAUCAUAAUGAGCACCGCGGCGUAUGCAUUGCGGCCUAUAAUCAUAGUCUCUACGUACUGGGCAAGCUUAUCAGAACAAUUAAAUAGUACAUUUGACUUUCCAAUAAUUGUUUAUCCACUGCAGUAUCCUUUUGAGUAUCAAACAAUCGCUCGGUACUCGUUACUGAUAUUGUAUGAAGAGUUGGUAAAUUACUCAGCUGCCUGUUGUUUGAUAUGUGAUGCUCUCUACAUCCAAUUAAUGACACAUAUCUCUAUUAAUUUUCUGGUUUUGGCUGAUGAUUUUAAAAAUGCAAGUCAAUGUAUCGAUAAUGAUGACAAUGAUAACAAACAGAUUAAAAAUAUGGUUAAAUUGAUUAAUAAACAUCGUCAUAUGUUAGUAAUAUGUAAAAAAGUUGAAUCUAUAUAUAAUCCUAUUGUGUUCUUUACGAUAAUAAUAAACGGACUGGAUCUAUGUUUCUGUGUCAUUGUUUUAGAUAAGGGAUUUUCAGACGGAAAUUGGGCUUUAGUAGCAAAGGGUUCCACCCUCACAGUCGCUAUUUUUGUACAGUUACUUAUAUACUGUAAUUUCUCACAUACAGCAUCAGAAAUGACUGCAAGUAUUGAAAACUCUAUUUAUGAUUCCGAGUGGGUCAAUAGUAGUGAGAAAUUUAAAAAAAUGAUUUUGAUGAUAAUGCAUGCAAGCAAAGGAUAUACGUUUACAGCGUACGGUGUUUUUGAUCUAAAUCGUGAGCAGUUAUCGGCGGUUAUCCAGACAACAAUGAGCUACUUCACACUUUUGAGAAGUUUCACAUAA
Molecule: messenger RNA, 1200 nt
Organism: Cotesia congregata
Lineage: Eukaryota; Metazoa; Arthropoda; Insecta; Hymenoptera; Braconidae
Source: the annotation of a GenBank genome assembly